Phytophthora nicotianae INRA-310 is the source of this 489-nucleotide messenger RNA. RefSeq lists its product as hypothetical. Lineage: Eukaryota; Oomycota; Peronosporomycetes; Peronosporales; Peronosporaceae. The record is from RefSeq and is a predicted model, not a curated record. The transcript has a single exon. Bases 1 to 489 code for a protein of 162 amino acids.
AUGUCCUCCAGCAACAAGUCGCUCACGAACAAGCUCGUGGUCUCUCUCAUGUUCACCAAUAAUUUGGGGGAGGAGUACGUUUGCCUGACGUGCUCUAAACCGUGCAAGAGUGCGCACGGCUACAUCAACCUGAUAACCCACCUCCGCAUCAACCACCCCACCUACCUCGAAGAUGCGGGUCGAGCCGCCAAGGAUCGCAACUCGCUUCGUCUACCUGUCAUAGACGAGGCGAGCCGCAGCAUUUUCCGGUGGUGUGAAUGGGUUGUAAUGAACCGUCUCCCCUUGAGCUCCGUCGAGCGGAAAAUGACGAGGAAGAACGCGUCGCUCACCCCAAUUGCUAAGAACACUCUAAAAAGGUACCUGAUGCGCAUAUUUGAGUCUGUCGAGGCUAGGGUUGCUGAAGAGCUACCUUCCACGUUCGGCAUCGUCCUCGACGGAUGUACGUUCAAGCGGACGUCACUAUAUCGCCAUCUUCGCCGUGUUCAAUGA